AUGGCAAUGGCAACUACGACUGAUAUAUAUGUGAACGAUUGUACUAAAGUUAUUGCUAAUGAAAUCGAGCAGUUAACGGAAGAUUAUAUGGACGAAAUGGUAGACAGAAUGUUGAUGAUGCAGGAUUUUCAAAUGGGUACUGAAGAUCUGAAUGAAUUGGAUGAGAAUUUUUUCAAUGAAAUGAUGAUGGCUGGUAGCACAGAAGUAGUGGAUGUAAUGGAAAGUGAUCAAGGUACAGUUUUCAAACUUUCAAUAGGUUCACCAAUGUUUGAUGGGCACUCUAUCAGUGGAACGGCAAUAGAUAAAGUGGAUGAAUCAGUAUAUAAUGCGGCUGUUGAACAACGACAGAAUAUAGCCAUUGAUAAACCGAUAAGUAUCUUCUCGAGUAAGUUGUCCCUGAUACCAGAACAAUAUCGUAAUAUGAUAAACUUACUGAUUGAAGCUGCUUGGUUAACGGACUGGUACAAGGAACAACUGUACUAUUCACCAUACAAAAUUCAACGAGAUAAUAAAGACGAAAAUGUCGAAGAUAGAAAUCCGGUAUAUGUUAAGGUCACGAGAAAAGACUGUAAUGCAGGAUUUGUCAUACUCAAACUGGUAUGUAUAAGAUCAUUAUUAAAUCAAUUAAAACGUGUCCGAACAUUGAUACCAUUUCAGCCAGAUGUCAAUUUUAAACAACCUGAAGACAAGUGUUCAACGAGACGUGGAGUUCCACUGUCGAUCGAUUUGGAUCCAAAUCUAAUUGAACGUCUACUAGAAACAACAUAUACAACAAAUGUAACAACAGAACAGGACGAUCGACAACGAAGAAGUACGCUAAAAUGUCAACAAGUCCUGAAGGGGACUCAUCCGCGGGUGUUAUAUACCCAUCCAUAA
Didymodactylos carnosus is the source of this 876-nucleotide messenger RNA. The record is from the annotation of a GenBank genome assembly. Lineage: Eukaryota; Metazoa; Rotifera; Eurotatoria; Philodinida; Philodinidae.